UUUGUAAUCAAUAUCCAGCAACUUCAUUAAAAAAAAUAUUUCCACAAACAUGGGCUAUAUGAUAUCUUGUUUUGUUUUCUUCCUCCUUACUUUUGUGACUUAUACUUAUGCUACCUCUUUCGAGGUUCGAAACAACUGUCCGUACACCGUCUGGGCGGCGGCGACCCCAGUAGGCGGUGGCCGACGUCUCGAUCGAGGCCAGACAUGGGUCAUCAAUGCACCAAGGGGCACUAAGAUGGCACGUAUAUGGGGUCGUACUAAUUGCAACUUUGAUGGUGCUGGUAGAGGUUCAUGCCAAACUGGUGAUUGCGGUGGAGUCCUACAGUGUACCGGAUGGGGCAAACCGCCAAACACCCUGGCUGAAUAUGCCUUGAACCAAUUUAACAACCUAGAUUUCUGGGACAUUUCUUUAGUCGAUGGAUUCAAUAUACCGAUGACUUUCGCCCCGACCAAACCUAGUGGAGGCAAAUGCCACUCCAUUCAAUGCACGGCCAAUAUAAAUGGUGAAUGCCCUGGUUCACUUAAGGUACCCGGAGGAUGUAACAAUCCUUGUACCACAUUCGGAGGACAACAAUAUUGUUGCACUCAAGGUCCAUGUGGUCCUACAGACUUGUCCAAAUUUUUCAAACAAAGAUGCCCAGACGCGUAUAGCUACCCACAAGAUGAUCCUACUAGCACAUUUACUUGUCCAAGUGAUAGUACAAAUUAUACGGUUGUUUUUUGCCCAUAAUUAUAUUAAUGCCACAAUAGAGCAUAUUUUGCUACAAAUGGUAUGAAAAAUUGCUAAAAUAAUAAGUGAUAACUCCCUUCAACUUAUAUAUUUCUAUCAUAAUGAAUAAACAAUAAUAUCGUUAAUUGUG
Solanum dulcamara is the source of this 860-nucleotide messenger RNA. Its product is annotated as osmotin-like protein OSML13. Bases 50 to 730 code for a protein of 226 amino acids. The transcript has a single exon. Lineage: Eukaryota; Viridiplantae; Streptophyta; Magnoliopsida; Solanales; Solanaceae. Gene Ontology annotation, biological process: defense response. The record is from RefSeq and is a predicted model, not a curated record. Gene Ontology annotation, cellular component: extracellular region.